Penaeus vannamei (Pacific white shrimp) is the source of this 3786-nucleotide messenger RNA. NCBI's taxonomy places the organism in Eukaryota, Metazoa, Arthropoda, Malacostraca, Decapoda, Penaeidae. The record is from RefSeq and is a predicted model, not a curated record.
UAUUGCACUGCCAGCAGUCAUCUUGUGCCCUGGGCUGUCUACCAUAUUCGGCUCUGGCCUCAUCUUCCUCUCUGGGGUCCUGUAUGGCCUGAUGGCUCUAGGGAAAAAGGGUAGCCGGGAAGACAUGAUUGCGGCUGCUCAGCAAAACACAGGCCCUGUCAACUCCCAAAGCGCCAUCCUGGUGGACGACCCCGAGGCCUGGCGUUCCACCUGAGCGCGCUCACGGUUCUAUAGCAAGCGACACCCAGCGUUCCCAUAACUAACCACUCACAUAGGGUCCAGGGAGGAUAUGAUGGCAGCAGCACAGAGUACAAGGCCAGGCAACAUGAAGGACAUCUUAGUGGAUUCUGAGGCUCCUCCCUCGAGCGCUUAAGAAAAACAUACCCAUGUUUCACACACACAAACCCCUUCCGUGCCAUGUGGGAGUAUCGACAAAUGCAAACAGUCAUGGUUGUUAUAGAUGAGCUGCCUGGGUUUCAUGUUCUAAGGAAGGUGAUUCUCGUCAUUGUAAUUUUUCUUUCUUUCUUUCUUUCUUUUCUGAAAGGGAUUUGGAACAUGGAUUUAUAUCUCAAUUCAAAUAGAAAAUUAGAAUGUAGUGUCAUGUCCCAUUCUUUAAAAGAUACUACAUGAGCUUGUAUGGGAUUAAAGAACUGUGCAUAGAGCUGCGAACAGUAGCCUAGUUCAUGUUAAUUGGGCUAACUACUUGAAAUUUGUACUUAGGUUCUUUGUUCUCUGGAAACAGUAUUUAACUCAAAGAAUUUGGUGUUUUGACUAUUUUUUCAUUUGCCUAUUAACUUGAAUGAUUAAUUUGCGUAAGCCUUUUUCUUACUGAAUUGCGACUUACUGUAUCUUUAAAAGAGUGUUGUGAAAUUUGUUCAGCUGUCCUCUUUUAUGAUCACAUGUGGUGGAUUCUCCUUUCCCUUGUUGAACAUUAUCCUAUGAAUGUCCCAUACCUCAGGCAGCUGUAGUGAUGCUGAUAUUGAUUAAGACAAUGUUUGAUUACUGACACGGAGCACAUUUUCGAAUUUGUAGAAGCUUUAAUUAAAGUGUUUAAACAGUGUAGAAGGAGAUUUUUGGGAAAUUUUUAAAUAUAUGACUUAAUUUUGUAAGGCUGCCAUGGGAUGCUUGUAAAAAUGCCAUCAGGAUCUCAUGAAGUUCCUGGUCUAUUUUUCUUUUGUCCUUCUUACUUUUUGUUCUUCCAUUAAUACUAGAGUAAGAAGAAAAUGCUUACUUCUUUGGAAAUCUGAAUGUGCAGUUGUUAAGCUUUGCUUUUAUGUUUUAUAUAUAUAAGGAAUCCAAAGCAAGAGGUUUAGAAACAGUAGUUGAUUGUAAACAUUGUAUGUAAAUCUUAAGCACAUAAUUAGUUGCUUUAUUUCAUCUUGAAAAUCCACACAUUUAUAUUUCUUGAUUGAUAAAUAAAUCAAGUAUGACAGUUGGAAAUUGUAAUCUGCCUUUCAGUCUUCUGUUGGUAAUUUGAUUAUGAAAAAGGGCUAUCCAUUUGUUGUACAAUGCCCUACAUUAGCACUGACAUCCUCCUGGUUUAGAUGUCAAAUGUGAUUCUCAAGUACUUUUAUAAAUGGUUAUUGUUAAGAAGUGGUUGCCUGAAAGUUUCAUUUGGUCUGAAAAUGAACAAAGUCCUGAGCAUUUUCACCUAACUUUACAUUCCAAAGCUAGAAAUACCUAUAAUGAAAAGUUUAAGGAAUAUUUGAAGUUUAUACCUAUAUCUAUAUAUAUUUCUUAUCUAUUUGUUGUCUAUCCAUAUGCCUUAAACCAAUGAGAAUCUUGAAAGAAUAGAUAACAUGCUGGUGAUGGUACAGCUUCAUUCAUGUUGGUUAAUUUACAGCCAUGAAAGGAUGAAUAUUGUUAGAAAUCUGGUCAACAGGGUGGGUGCUGUGUUCAGAAGAUGAAUAUUUUAGUAUAUAUAAGCUUAAAUGUUUCUGUAAAUGCAGAUCCAAUUGUGUCAAUAAGUAAAAGUUUUGAAACUAAAGCUUCUACCACACACAUUUGUUACACACAACCGAGUUCAAUAAAAGCUUAAUAUUUUGCCUUUAUAUUGUGUUGAUUAAAUUUAGUUGAUGGAUGUAUUUAUAAAUUGAUUUGACUAAAAAGAUGAAGAUAAGGGAAUUCUGAGGCCAAAGCACUUUAAGAUUAAGGACUGGAACAUAAGGCAGCCAACACUAUUAUAAGUCCACUGUGGGUCACAGAAUUUUAUGAAGUUUGUAAAUUACAUAUGCAUUGCAUUGAUUAUUGGGCACAGAUUUUUAACACCACCUUCUCAGUUUUUGCAUUCGUUAGCAGAUUAUAUUUUCGUAUACAUAUAUUUCUCUAUUCUAUUACUCUUCUAACUUCAGUGUUGAGCAUUAAUUAUAACAGUUAAUUAAGCAAUUUUUCUUUAGGCUGUAAUCCAUACAUAUCGUAAACAUGAAACCUUUGGUUUGUUUGAAAAAGUGAAAAGAAAAGUAUUAUAUGGUAUACAUUACCAAGUAACACAGGAUCACUGCCGCUUUAGAAUAACACUUGUCAGAUCGUCUAAGUGGAUGUGGCAUAUGAAUGUCAUAAAUGUAAAAAUUGAAAAUAGAUGAGAAUAUUAGACAUCACCAUUUAAAAAUUAUUGUGUAUUUGUAUUAGAAAAAAAAAAAAAAAAACGAUAUUUUUAAUUGCUUAAGCAGUCCCUUCUUAUUUAGUAAACAAAAAACCAUUCCAUUUCCAAAUCUCCUUUCAUUGAUUGUGUAUUCUCAAAUGGCACAGAUUUAGCCAUGCAUAUCUGAGUCAGCCAUGCUGGUAUUUUCAUGUUAUUGGUCUCUGGUUUGGAAGAGGUCUCCAAGUGGUCCUCAGUACCACUGUCAUAGAUUUAGAACUCAGGCCACUUGCUGCCCCCCCCCCCUUUCUUACCUAAUGAUUUCACAAUCUUUUGCACAUUCAGUUUUACCCUACCCUUUUGUAAUUCAAAUCUGUUCAAUGCCUUUUUAUAAUUUUCAUGAAAUGGUUACCGAUUGUGUAUACCUGGGCUUUUAGGAAGGGUCCAUCCAUAUAUAAUCUGUGGAAAUGUUGAGUGUAUGAUGUGCUUUUGUAGGCAUUUUAUCUGAUAUUGUAAAGAUAAUGUACAUUUGUGAGAGCCUAGAAUUGGUGUAAAUAAGUUGUUAGUUGUUGGGUACAUAUGACAAUUUAGUUCAGGACUCAUAGGGUUGCACCAAAUUUGUACUUUUGGAAGUAUAUGUUACUCUUGUGAAUAAAUUCAAUUGUGGUCUUUGGAAUGUCUGUGAAUGAAAUGACUUUUCCACUACCUAUCUCCUGAAUAAAUUUGUCAGUGUAAUUUGUUAAGAAACAUCUGUAUACAUGUGAGUUGUGUUCAUUUGCUGGAUCAUCUUAUGUUUGUCUAUAUUAUAUUCUUCAAUUUGCAUGUGAUUUGAUUUUGUAUGAAAUGAGGAUUUAGGUUUUUUCAUAAAUCAGUAAAUAUUUUUCUAACUUUUUCUUCUUUGGUUAAUGGAUCUACAUAUGUUCUCUUCUUAUACUCUUCCUAAAAUUGUGUUAAAUUGAUUUCUCAGUAAAGUAGCUUUUUUAUAAUGUGUUCAGAAUCAAAAGUUAAAUGUAGUCAAGAAGAGAUCUCAAGGUGGUCUUCUGAGAAUCUCAGUUUGGGCUGGACUGCCUUCACUCCAGUCUAGAUCCACCAUCUGAGGCUCAAGAUCUUUCAAUGCCUCUGCGGUAUUGUUCUUUACUGUUUGUCCUCCAGAGUGUGUGUAUUUAUGUGAAGUCAUCUAGUGGUACCCAAUAAACAAGAGAAAUUUA